Messenger RNA from Neoarius graeffei (lesser salmon catfish), 4560 nucleotides. RefSeq names its product inactive tyrosine-protein kinase PRAG1. Gene Ontology annotation, molecular function: ATP binding; protein kinase activity. The transcript is spliced from 7 exons. The record is from RefSeq and is a predicted model, not a curated record. NCBI's taxonomy places the organism in Eukaryota, Metazoa, Chordata, Actinopteri, Siluriformes, Ariidae. Gene Ontology annotation, biological process: protein phosphorylation. Bases 296 to 3334 code for a protein of 1012 amino acids.
GAUCCUGCGGACGCUGUAACACAUCAAAGAGGGCUCGCGUGCUUUCUCCUGCCGCGGCAGGAUUUAAACCGUUCAGGAUUUAAAUUGUAGCGACAAAAAUAACCGUUAAGGAUUUAAACUGUAACGGAAAUCCGGUGGAGGCUGUGGAGAGAGCCAGCGUGCUGUCUGACUGAGGUGUCUGAGGUCACACACUUGUGCACAUCAUGACCAGUCGGCCUUUUCUCUGCUCCACUGGCUUCACCCACCUGUAACCCAAAGCCCCAUCCUUCCCAGAGCGGAAGAGUGUUUGUAUAAAAUGUCAGCGUGCAGUGAGUUUGCAGAGCACGUGUGGAAACCAGGAUCCUGUAAGAACUGCUUCCAUCCACAUAGUGCCCACGCUAACACGAAAGGCAGGAAGAGUUUGUGUGGGGACGAAGAGGAGGAUGAAGGCACCUCAGCUUCGCCCUACAUCAAGCCCACUAUCGCCGUCAAGCCUACAAUGAUGAAUUUGGACACAACUGAUCCAGCAGCGGAGUUUACCAUGAACACACAGCAGGUGCAUAAGAGCCCAGUUGGACUGAAGAAUAUCCUGGACCUGUCGUCUCUCUACAUCGACAGUAACGGCUGCAGUAAAGCUCUGAAGGAUGUGAUGUUGCAGAACAGCAUUUCCACAAAGCUGGAUUAUUCAAGCAGGACACCUGUGUCUCCUAAAGCCCUGCCCACCACAGGCUGUGUGUUGAUCAUGCAGGAGGAAUGCCGCAGUCCUAUUGGCCUAAAAGAGACCUUCAGUCCACAGGUGGCCAAAACACCCAAGUGCACUUACAUCACUGCCUGUGAUUCACUUUUACAUCAUCACAAACAGGAAGUGCAAGUCAUAACAAACACAGCUGCAGGAAGUAUAAACGGGAUUGUUAAUGGUGCAUCUUCAGAGACACUCGGUUUUCUUUCGUCACCCACAGCCAUCCCGGAAUCCCUUAACGCCAGUCUGUCAGACUUUUCACAUUGCAGCAGUACAGACUCACUAUCUGGCCUGGCCACGUUCCAGUCAGAGCCCAUCUAUGCUGAGAGCUCAAAGCGGAAGCGCCGUCCUCGCCGGAAUGCUGACAUCUCCGAAGUCAGCGACGAUGGGGAAGGUCAAAGAGCAACCAUCACCGUCAUGGCCGCCCACACGGAAGAGAACAACCGCACCUUUUACCUGAGCAGCCCUGAUUCUGCUGUUAGCACUCAGUGGCUCCAUUUCAGCCCCACGACCCCUGAUGACCCCUCUAGCCCUGUCUUCAACUGGCCAUCUUCCCCUGUCGUCUUGGGAGCGGCCCCAGUCUCCACAGACCAGUCUGUGCAGACUGGGACCAAAGCGAGCCCACCCAUUCCUCCCAAAAGAAAUACACGUUCUCCAAAACUCGGCACGUCUAGUUUGUCUCCUCUUCCUGAGCUUAACUUCCACGUCACUCCACCCCUAAAACAGUCUCAGGGUGACGCCCACUCCUCCUGCCCAGUGCUGAGCAGCUUGUGGAGCUCAGAGCCUCGAGCCGAGGAGGAGAAAAGGGAGGAGGAGGAGAAGAAUAAAACAGAAAGAGAAUGGAAGGACAAGUGUGACUCUACGCCUGGCACCAACGAGAGAGACAACAGUCCCAGUGAGAAACAAGUAGAGAUGAAAACUGACAGCAGCAGCAGUGAGCCCAGACCUCCACUGCCUCCACCCAAAAAACACCACCGCUCCUGUGUUAAGCUCAGUGUGAGCAGUAUGGAAUUGGAUCAGCGGGGAUCAGUGGAGUCGCUCCCUCACUCUUUGAAGGAAACGAGUACAGCCUCAUCAGAUAGCCUGCCGGCUCUGUCCGAUUCUGUUGUUCAGGAGUCAACUCAGCGCUCCUGUCCUGCUCUGUUCCCAAGUCAGAGUACCUGUCCCCCGCCGUUGCCGGAGAAAAAGCUCCUGAGCCGCACCACCUCCUCUGACACAGAGACGAAGGUCAAAGGUCAUGCUGUCACUUCCUGUUCGUCUCCUCAGCUCUCGUAUUCAUCCUCAGCAUCUCUGCAAACACUCCUGAGCAGCGGGGCAAGUCGGGAGAGCGUGUACGCACGGCUGGGUGGACUGUACGGCGAGUGUGUGCGGCGGUUGGCAGUGAAGUGUGAGGAGCGUUUUACACACACACAGAAACGCACACAUCGCUUCUUCAACGAGCACGAGUGGAGUCUGUUCAAACUGAGCUGCAGCCGUGCCGUGUGUGUGACCAGGGACGCCGCGUACUACCCCGCCUCCUGCUCCUCUGACACACACACAUCCUACGCUGUCAAGAUCUGUAAAGGCCAAAACCAGGAGGUGAUGCGGUCUCACCUGUUUGGUCUGUCUGUGCAGCAGUCGAUCCCACCCCACUUUAACCUGCAGCAGGACUGCGGUCAUUUCAUUGCCUGUGUCCCUCUGAGCAUGCUCCCUGGCCAUGAAGAGACUCUAGCCCUGCCUUCUUCCCCACCAGGUCCCACCCCCUCGGAUCAACAGGAGCGUGUGGUGGUGAUCACACGCGACGUGCCGAGUCAGAGCGUGGCAGACUUUGUGAGUGAGUAUCAGUCAUUCCAUCGUUCUCAUCCUGAGGUAUAUGAGCGGCGCGUGUGUUUCCUCCUGUUGCAGCUCUGUAAUGCUCUCGAGCACCUUAAAGUGCACGGUGUCACUCAUCGCGACCUCUGCCUUGAAAACGUGCUCCUGGUGCCCCAGAGACGACCUCCGACCUCUGACCCCACCCCUCAUGAGCCUUUACCUCGCCUCAUAAUUAGCAACUUCUCCAAAGCAAAGCGGCGCUGUGAGGCAGAUGAGAAGCAGCGAGCCGAGCUGACCCGCAUGGCGCCUGAGGUCGUCUCUGCCUCUCAAUAUCGCAAGGUUGAUGAGUUCCAGACGGGGAUCCUGAUCUACGAGAUGCUGCACCUGCCCAAUCCUUUCGAGGCCGUCCCAUCACUCCGAAACCGUCAUUACCGCAUCGACGAGCUUCCAUCCAUCCCCUCAGUUUCCAUCUACUCAUCUGGAUUGGAGCGUCUUGCCCGUCUCCUGCUGCGUCCUGACCCGGGUGAGAGGAUCCAUAUUGUAGAGGCUAAGCGUGGCCUGCAGAGUCUGCUGUGGGGGCCACGCCGAGAGCUCCUCGAUCGGGUCGCUGCUGACAACAGGAAGGACAAGGACCUCGACACACUGUUGAACUGGUUGGAUGUGAAGCGUGCACUGCUCAUGAUGAAGUUUGCCGAGCGGUCGCUGGAACCCGAGAAGAGCACAGAGCUUGAGGACUGGCUCUGCUGUCAGUAUUUCUCCAACACCCACCCACCGUCCCUGCUGCACACUGCCCAGCUGAUGCACAUUAUCAAACCCUCACGCUGAUACAUACCAGUGAGUGUGUACUACAUUCACGUAUUUUCUGCAUUCCUUUCUCCAGUCCCACUGUUUUGAAACAGCUCUCAUUGUCAUGAAACAGCAAGGCAUACGCACAUCUGCUUUGAACACGUUUUUUGCAGAUGGUGCACUUCGGUUCAUAGGUUUUGACUUUCCCACUGGGUGCUAAAUGCAUCAUUCUCACUGCCACAAAGAGACUGCUGUCCUCCUGAGUGUUUCUCCGUGUCAGUUUCACAUAUGCCGAGUCAGCAGAAAUUCCACAGUAAAGGCAGAGAGGGACUAAUAGCUGUGUGCUGAUAUUAAAUCUCUGUAUUGCCAUUGUAAUGACAUUUCAUGUGCAUUUCUAUACAUAUCAGCACUGACAUUACCUCAUGUUGUGUAGUGUUUCUGUAAGAAUUUCAUUAAUCGCCAAGUCUCUGCUGUCAGAUACAGUGAUGCACACUCUCCCCUAUCUAGGGCUCUAAUAUAGAGAUUGCAAUUACGUGUACCAUUUUAUUCUUAACAUUUUAACACAGAUCCUGAACUCUUUAUUUUCUGAUGACCCCAUCCAUCCAUCCAUUACUUGUAGCCGCUUUAUCCUGUUCUACAGGGUCGCAGGCAAGCUGGAGCCUAUCCCAGCUGACUACGGGUGAGAGGCGGGAUACACCCUGGACAAGUCGCCAGGGCUGAUGACCCUUAAAAUGCAUAUAUUAAUAGGCAAAGUGCACUGAUUGGUUGGUGCUCAGUGUUCACCGACCAGAGUUGAGAUUUGCUGUAGAGUCACACAGAGUGAAAAGCCUUGAUUCCUCAAAUAUGAUGUUCAUGUUAUUUCUCAUUAUUUCAAAAUAACAUUUCAGGGUGAACAAUAAUUAUAGGCUGCUGUAGUCUACAGGUGGUCUUUUAUACACUGUGCUGUGUGUUCUGACUGUGGGGGGGGGGAAAGAAAAAAUGUAUAAAACUUGAUUUUCUCCACAAAGAGUCAAUGUAAGACUGAUAUUUUACCCGUAUAAACAUGUACAGAAACUGUGCAAAGCAGAGCUUAAUGCGGCUUCAUCUGAUCACUGAAAUGCCUGUUUGUCUGAUGAGCCAGUGUGUGCGCUGUUUGUUUCUACAGACGGAAUUCAAUGCAAAAAUCAGUGUAGUGGUGCUGUGAAUUAAAAGUGAUGUGCUGCAUAUUAUCACCUGUAAUUAACCUGCUGGAAAUUAAUCAAUAAACUGUAAAUAUCUUUACAGAA